GGUAAAAAGUGUAGACAAAGAGCUCGGCAAAAAGUGCAACACAUCGGGAGGCAAGAACGGCAUCCCAGCCACGCAGCAGAAAGGCAGAGGUAGGGGCAGAGUCAGAGAGAGAGAGGCGGGAAAAACUAAGUGAAAUAUAGUAGAGGGGAGAGGCUGGCAAGCGGCGGCGGCAGACAUAAAGAAUGAAGAACAAAAAAACGUGAAUGCAGGCACAAAGGAAAACUUCUCGAAAAUUAUUUUAGUUGCCCGAGUCGUCGAGUGCAGUCGUGUGGAAGUUACGGAGAAACCAGAGCGAAAGACGGAGGACCGGGGAGCCCAGCGGGAAGAGGAAGGCGAAAGUGUGAAUACAUUUUUCAUAAUUAUCGGCCAAGGGGCAGUCAUUCCGGUAGUAUCCGGCGGGCUAAAGCAUUCUUCCGGCAGCGAUUUCCAUUGCAAUUUCAAUUUCCAAUCAAAUCGAAAUCCGAAAUUGCACAAUCCGUUCAGUCUGCUCUGCUGGUUAUAUAACUCGCAAUAUUGGCCAAGAUUGAAAGUUGAUUCUACGAACCUUCCAUACAACCAGCGAGCGUGGAAAAAUCCUUCUGCCAGACGCUCGUUGAAAAGCCGGCAAGCCACAAAUACAAAUAAUAUUUUUGCACGGGUGAAAUUUUGACAGGAAAACGAAAACAAGCAAGCAAAAAGAACAACGUUAAAAGUUUUCACAAGCAAAAGAGCAAACGAGAGAAUAGACAAGAGAAGAAGCGCCGCAAGCAAGAGCAAGCACAAAAAUUUAUAAAUAAAAUCAGCAGCACGAGGAAGAGAGUGGCAGCGACUGCGAAAAGUGUGAGAGAGAGAGAGAGACAGAGGGAAGAGAACAAAAGGAAGCAAUGCCAGAGCAACUGGGUCUCCAGUGGUCGACGCCGGAGACAAAGAAGAAUGCGCCCAUUAUCAAGAUGUCCUGCGGCAUCGGCGACACAGAUGCCUUUCCCGCCUUCGAUGUCGAUUCGGAUGCGUAUGCCUCCAAGGACGACACCAAAUGGGGUUUCCUGGUAACCGGCGGCGCCGAGUUUCACAUGCCGCUAACAGUCUUCCAGGUUACACCAGAUGGUCUGGCUGACAAGGCGGGCAUACGUCUGGGCGAUAUUAUACUCGAGAUAAACGAAGAGGACGUCACGCAGCUGACUCUGACCCAGGCACACGAGAAAAUCAACGCCUCGCCCAAGAAGAUACAUUUCCUGCUGCGCAACAUGGAGGAGGACGAUCAAAUGGGGCAGUUUGAGGCCGGCGAAGAGAAGUCGAUUGUGAUGCGAGUGCCAAAGCCGAUGCCGCCGCCCAGUGGACGCCUUCUGGCCAGUUCCAUUGAGAUGCGCCUGCUGGAGAUGCAGCGGAAGCUCUCGGCGAUUGCCGAAAUACCCAAAAUUCUGUCCUCCACCCUGGCCACGGUAUCUCAGAGCUUUGGCAGAAUGAGCGAGGAGGAGGCAAAGGCACAGGCCGCGGCCUAUAUACAACGAAAGUGCUCCUACGAUGAGGAUGCUCUUGACUACGAGCUGAGGGAUGGCGGAGACGAGGACGUGCUGGGUGACACUGACAUUGACACUGACACUCACAGUGUUGACAGUGAUGAGGAUGAUUUGGUACAGGUACAGGACGGUUUGAAGCAAUCAAAGCUGCUGAAGGAUGUCACCCCGGAAUCGGAUUAUGCAUCGGAAGCCAAUUACCCGGCAAAUGAGGGAAGCGAUGCCAGCGAUGACUCAGAGGCGGAAUCGGAGUCGGAUGAUGGGGGCGCGACUGGGAAUGCGGUGUUCUUUAUGAAGCUGCCUGCAGCAUUAGUCGAAGAUGCCACCUCCUAUCCCUCCAGCAGUUCCGAAACCGACGACGGCGGCGACUUUUUGAGCACCACUUACACAUGGAAUCUCCGCAACAUACCCACGCUGCGUAUCAAUGAUGAUGAGGCUGAAACCGAUGCCGAACUGACGCUGAGCCCGCAGCAGCAGCCGCUGCAGAAGGAAGAGCAGAAAUCUAUGGCAGACACUUCAAACGUGCGUCCUGCCACACCCACACCUCAGGCACCGCCACAGGAGUCGGCCGAGGGGCAGACACAAAAGUUGCUGUUUAAACUGGACAAGAUGGAGCGCUCUUGGCCCUGGGCAGACCGUGAGAGAAUCAUUUACAAGCAAUCCACAUGCCAUUUGGUCCCUCGCAAGCCGCUGGGACUGGUCGGACAGCGAAUGCAACUGCUCCUCAAGGCGAAGAAGCAGUAGUCCAGCUUUGAAACAGAUCCCGACUUAAAUAUAAGUUCAAAAGGCGGAGAGAUUGGUGCAGAGGAGAAGGGAGGCAACCAACUUUUAAUUGAGUUCAUUAUGCAACAACAACAGCAGCCCUGACUCUGGCAGCAGGCAGCACACUUCAAUUAACAGCCACUCACACACACCAGGGCGUAUGUGCAACAACUGUAUGCAAACUUAUUCGCUCCUGCCACAUACUGCCUGCCGCCCUGUCGAUUUAGUAAUUAAAGUGCACUCCCUGAUGCCAAAAAAUCACUGCCAAGCACAAGCGAAGUUGAA
Molecule: messenger RNA, 2540 nt
Organism: Drosophila pseudoobscura
Lineage: Eukaryota; Metazoa; Arthropoda; Insecta; Diptera; Drosophilidae
Product: PDZ and LIM domain protein 7
Exons: 6
Coding region: 864-2237 (457 amino acids)
Biological process (GO): actin cytoskeleton organization; muscle structure development
Cellular component (GO): Z disc; filamentous actin; adherens junction
Molecular function (GO): actin binding; muscle alpha-actinin binding
Source: RefSeq, a predicted model, not a curated record